CGCGCUUCGAAGAUGGCGGCGCUGAGUGGCGGCGGUGGCAGCAGCAGCGGUGGCGGUGGCGGCGGCGGCGGCGGCGGUGGUGGCGGCGGCGGCGGCGGCGCCGAACAGGGACAGGCUCUGUUCAAUGGCGACAUGGAGCCGGAGGCCGGCGCUGGCGCCGCGGCCUCUUCGGCCGCGGACCCGGCCAUUCCUGAAGAGGUGUGGAAUAUCAAGCAAAUGAUUAAGUUGACACAGGAACAUAUAGAGGCCCUAUUGGACAAGUUUGGUGGGGAGCAUAACCCACCGUCAAUAUACCUGGAGGCCUAUGAAGAGUACACCAGCAAGCUAGAUGCCCUUCAGCAGAGAGAGCAGCAGCUGUUGGAAUCCCUGGGUAAUGGAGCAGACUUUUCUGUUUCUAGCUCUGCAUCAAUGGACACCGUUACAUCUUCCUCCUCUUCUAGCCUUUCAGUGCUACCGUCAUCUCUUUCAGUUUUUCAAACUCCCACAGAUGUAUCACGGAACAACCCCAAGUCACCACAGAAACCUAUCGUUCGUGUCUUCCUGCCCAACAAACAGAGGACAGUGGUGCCCGCAAGAUGUGGUGUAACGGUCCGAGACAGUCUAAAGAAAGCACUAAUGAUGAGGGGUCUCAUCCCAGAGUGCUGUGCUGUUUACAGAAUUCAGGACGGAGAGAAGAAACCAAUUGGCUGGGACACUGACAUUUCCUGGCUUACUGGAGAGGAGCUACAUGUUGAAGUACUAGAGAAUGUUCCUCUGACAACCCACAACUUCGUACGGAAAACUUUUUUCACCUUAGCAUUUUGUGACUUUUGCCGAAAGCUGCUUUUCCAGGGUUUCCGCUGUCAAACAUGUGGUUAUAAGUUUCACCAGCGUUGUAGUACAGAGGUUCCACUGAUGUGUGUUAAUUAUGACCAACUUGAUUUGCUGUUUGUCUCCAAGUUCUUUGAGCAUCACCCAGUACCACAGGAGGAGGCCUUCUCAGCAGAGACUACCCUUCCAUCUGGAUGCUCUUCCGCACCCCCCUCAGACUCUAUUGGGCCCCAAAUCCUCACCAGUCCAUCUCCUUCAAAAUCCAUUCCAAUUCCACAGCCCUUCCGGCCAGCAGAUGAAGAUCAUCGCAAUCAGUUUGGGCAACGAGACCGCUCCUCCUCCGCUCCCAAUGUUCAUAUAAACACAAUCGAACCUGUCAAUAUUGAUGAAAAAUUCCCAGAAGUGGAAUUACAGGAUCAAAGGGAUUUGAUUAGAGACCAGGGGUUUCGUGGGGAUGGAGGGUCAACCACAGGCUUGUCGGCCACCCCACCUGCCUCAUUACCUGGCUCACUCACUAACGUGAAAGCCUUACAGAAAUCUCCAGGACCUCAGCGGGAAAGGAAGUCCUCCUCCUCCUCCUCCUCCACGGAAGACAGAAGUCGGAUGAAAACACUUGGUAGAAGAGAUUCAAGUGAUGAUUGGGAGAUUCCUGAUGGACAGAUUACAGUGGGACAGAGAAUUGGAUCUGGGUCCUUUGGAACUGUCUACAAGGGAAAGUGGCAUGGCGACGUGGCAGUGAAAAUGCUGAAUGUGACAGCACCCACACCUCAGCAGUUACAGGCCUUCAAAAACGAAGUCGGAGUACUCAGGAAAACUCGACAUGUGAACAUCCUCCUUUUCAUGGGCUAUUCUACAAAGCCACAGCUGGCUAUUGUUACACAGUGGUGUGAAGGCUCCAGCUUAUAUCACCAUCUCCACAUCAUUGAGACCAAAUUUGAGAUGAUCAAACUUAUAGAUAUUGCACGGCAGACUGCACAGGGCAUGGAUUACUUACACGCCAAGUCAAUCAUCCACAGAGACCUCAAGAGUAAUAAUAUAUUUCUUCAUGAAGACCUCACGGUAAAAAUAGGUGACUUUGGUUUAGCCACAGUGAAGUCCCGAUGGAGUGGGUCCCAUCAGUUUGAACAGUUGUCUGGAUCUAUUUUGUGGAUGGCACCCGAAGUAAUCAGAAUGCAAGAUAAAAACCCAUAUAGCUUUCAGUCAGACGUGUAUGCAUUUGGGAUUGUUCUGUAUGAACUGAUGACUGGUCAGCUACCUUAUUCAAACAUCAACAACAGGGAUCAGAUAAUUUUUAUGGUGGGACGAGGAUACCUAUCUCCAGAUCUCAGUAAGGUACGGAGUAACUGUCCAAAAGCCAUGAAGAGAUUAAUGGCAGAGUGCCUCAAAAAGAAAAGAGACGAGAGACCACUCUUUCCCCAAAUUCUCGCCUCUAUUGAGCUGCUGGCCCGCUCAUUGCCAAAAAUUCACCGCAGUGCAUCAGAACCCUCCUUGAAUCGGGCUGGUUUCCAAACAGAAGAUUUUAGUCUGUAUGCUUGUGCUUCUCCAAAAACACCCAUCCAAGCAGGGGGAUAUGGUGGGUUUCCAGUCCACUGAAAAAAACUGAAUGAGUCAGACAUUAGAGUAAGGUAGCAACAAAAGCAAAUGAACAGUUAUCCUUACAUUUAAAUUAGAUAGGGUACUCUGAUAGUUAUAGGUGAGCCAAAGAGUGUUUAUGUUUAAAAACUUAGAAAUUGGGGUUGAGGAUUUAGCUCAGCGGUAGAGCACUUGCCUAGCAAGCGCAAGGCCCUGGGUUCGGUCCCCAGCUCCGGAAAAAAAGAAAAAAAAAAAAAAACUUAGAAAUUGCUUUCCAAAUCUUAAAAUUAUACUGAACACUGAAUUUUCAACAUCAAUGCAUAAAAAUGCACAAACACUGAUAAACAUUUUCAGUGCCCCUUCCAGAGGUCUUACUUCCUAUUCUGAGUGUUCCCAUCAUUGAGCUCAAGGUCUCCCUCAGUUUGCUCUUGCGGCUCUCGUUAUGAAUGGUCACUCGUCACAGGGACUCCAGAGGAAGGAAAGCUUCCCUUCCCUCUGCAUGUGUACAGGUGGGAAGUCCACAGUAGGCUAGCCUCUGUCUGUCCGCUGUGUGAACUGACAGAUAACAGAAGCACAGAAUCCCAGGCUUGGCCUUUAUACUUAAUUUCCUAUAGGCAUUGUUUUUUUUUUUUUUACUAGGGUUUAGAGUGUGUGGAAGUCCUUUAUUUCCUUGAAGCAAUAGAUCAUUUCUUUUAAUAAAUUGUGGAUGUGAGUGCCAAAAAUAUCACAGUGGCACAUUUGACUUGGGUAAAUGACUUAACAUUGGAUUUUAAUAGAGAAGUACAAGUUAAGACUCCUCUUAGGUGACAGUUAUGUUAAAGAUGCCGUACAUGUGUAAAAGUCGAAUUUCUUUUGCAGAUACCCUGCCCUUUAUUCUUAUUUCCUUCCCCAAAAGAAAACUUUACAAAAUUGCAAGGAUCUUUAGGGUGUUUACUUUUUGUUUUUGUUUUGCUUCUUUAGAUAAUUGGUUGCCAAACAAGCACGUAAUGAGCUUUAAGUGAUUGUAUUAGGUUAGCCUUACCUUUUUGGUGUACCCAGCAGUCACUUAGCCUUGUGUCUCAUAAACGUUCUCCCUGAUAGUCUCUGUCCAGGAAGAUCCCAUCCAUGGUGAAUAACUGAUACUCUCUUCUUGCAUUCCACAGUUUCAUGUACCUCUAAUGUUUACAUUUUUUAUGUAUAGAAAAUGAGUGUGUAACUGUGAUGGAGUAUAAUUUUCCUGUGACUUGGAAAAAAAUCUAAAAGCAGAAAAGUGGAAUCAUGUGGUCUUUAAAAAAAUGCUGCCAUCUCUAUGUCAUAGUCACCUAAAGACAAAGCCUGUUGAUAUUUAUUCAGGUUAGGCUUAUGAUAAUGCCUAGUACAACCCACAGCAAGCACCCUCAGCAGACAGGUCAUAUUGCAUACAUGCUAUCCUCCUUUGGAAACAAUAGAGCAGAAAAUCGGGAAAACUUUAAUGGUAAUUGAGUUUGUAAGUACCAUAGAUAAACUUAUGAAAUAUUCGCUUUACCUGUACUGCUAGAUUUCACAUAAGAAAACUGCAUGUUAGUUAUUAUGACUUACCUUUUGUCCCUAAUUUGGGUAAGUUACGAAUGCCAUUGUAAUCUUAUAUACUGAUUCAUGAUUCUAAAUAUAAGAGAACCUUUCUCAUAGUAAACAAAAACAAAACAAACAAAAAACACCAGCACAGUGCAAUUGGGGUGAUAAGUUCAGGGUCUGACUGGGCUACAUAAAGACCCUGUCUCAGAAAACUUCGGACUAGGGAAUACAGCUUAGUGGUAGAUGACUUUAUACAGUGUGCGAAUGUUUGCAUAGUAUUUGAUCACUGGCAUGGGAAAGGAAAUUAGGGAAAAGAGAUAACACAAUGUAAUAUAUUAGAAACCAUCAAAACUCAGGAUUUCUAAAUCUUUGGUGCCAUUAAGAUGAGUUUAUUGGUGGGUGGUGGUAUAUGUACCUAAUGAAGUUUUUACAACAUUUACUUGGUCCAUAGAAUACUCGAACAUUUUAAGCAUAUGAAAUACAGAACAUGGAGCAAUGUUUUUUAGUGGAGCUCCUUCUCUAACCCCCAGCAUACCUGUCUUACUAGUGUGUUCCUGUCUUUGUCCUUGUUUUUCUGCUCACCGCUGCUACCCUUCAUCCCUACUGGUAGUCUUCAUGACCCUCUCACACUUCAUCCUUCCCCUCCCUUCCUGACUUUCUCCUUUUCUCCUGUAUUAGCUCACCAGCAUUGGCAUUUCUAGGCUCUCUCAAGCUGCUCAGAAACUCACGUGCUGUCCCGCAGGCUCCCAAGCAUUACUCAUAGAGUGCAGAGUAAUUGAUUUCCCCUUCCCAUUUGGCUCACUGGGAAAGUGACCAAAAUGGAAGUGUAUUAAAAUAUGGGAGGUAAAAUUUGUAGGUAACAGCGAUACAAAGAAAUUGGAAGCACUAGAAUUAAAUUACUUUCCCUUUCUGUAUAUUUUUGUUAAGUGGUGCUAUUUUUGUUUUGAAUUAUUCCAGGCUGGUCUGGAACUUCAGGUUUUCCUACCAUUACCUGCCAAGUGCUGGGAUUACAAGUGGGAACCACUGUGCCUCACUGCCUUCUGUGGUCUUUUGGCUCAACAGUGCCUUUUAUUAGUUAAUCAUUAAAAAGAAUCCUUGAUAGAAAUAGUAUGACUCUUUGUAGCCCAGUUAGUUGUAUUCAGGUUAGGAAAGGAAAAUUUAAUUAGUAAAACCUGAUUAGAGAGCUGAGACUUUGGUAGUCCCAGCAUGAGGAAGAGAAAGAAGGUGGCAAGGUCAAGACCAUCUUGCUGAUCUGUCAGCAUACAAAGCUUAGGAUUCAGUCCACCAGUCGUUAGCAAUCUGCUAUAUAUGAGACAUGCCAACAUUCCCUAGCAACCAGUCCAAAUCUGAUAGAAAUUAAACACCGGAGAGGUUAUUACUAGAUAAUAGAAAAUCAAUGGUAAUAAUAUCCAGGACUCUAAGGCAGAAGUUGAUGAAUCUGAGGUCAUCUAUAUAGCAAGAUAUUCUUUAAAAUAAAAAAGUCGGUGACAGCACUUACAAAGACAAGUAGCUGGGACUAGCAACAUGACUCGGGGAUGGGGCUAGCACUCAGAGACAGAAGCAGGCAGAUCUCUGUAAAUUGAGGUCAGCCUUGUCUACAGAGCUAGUUCCAAAACAUCCAGUACCACAUAAGAGAACCCUAUCUUAAAAAAACAAAACAAACAGCAAAAUUAUUUAGUGCCAGGCAAGGUAACACACUCCUAUGAUCCCAGUACUGAAGCAGCAAAGUAGGAAGGUCACUGUGUGAGGCCUGCAAGGCUGUUUGUGACUUGACCUGCAGCCUGACCCCUACCUGUGACAGUUCCUGGAGCUUGUUGUUUUCUUGAUACAGCUGAACUGUUCUUUUGUGGAUUCUAGGGCUUGAGGGUUAAACCAGUGACUUACGUUACAAGGUUUGUGAUAGAUUUAACUGACCACCUUUCCAGUAAGAUCCAAAUAAGGCUUUUCUGUCUUGAAGUUCUUUCGAGAUAACUUUUUAAAAUCAGCUCUUGUCCUCCCUCUACAGGAGAAUUUGCAGCCUUCAAGUAGCCACUCCAUCAUGGCAGCAUCUACUCUUUAUUUCUUAAGUCUUGUGUUCAUACAAUUUGUUAACAUCAAAACACAGUUCUGUUCCUCAAAUUUUUUUUAAAGAUACAAAAUUUUCAAUGCAUAAGCUCGUGUGGAACAGAAUGGAAUUUCCUAUUCAACAAAAGAGGGAAGAAUGUUUUAGGAACCAGAAUUCUCUGCUGCCCGUGUUUCUUCUUCAACACAAAUAUCAUGUGCAUACAACUCUGCCCAUUCCCAAGAAGAAAGAGGAGAGACCCCGAAUUCUGCCCUUUUGGUGGUCAGGCAUGAUGGAAAGAAUUUGCUGCUGCAGCUUGGGAAAAAUUGCUAUGGAAAGUCUGCCAGUCAACUUUGCCCUUCUAACCACCAGAUCCAUUUGUGGCUGGUCAUCUGAUGGGGCGAUUUCAAUCACCAAGCAUCGUUCUUGCCUGUUGUGGGAUUAUGUCGUGGAGCACUUUCCCUAUCCACCACCGUUAAUUUCCGAGGGAUGGAGUAAAUGCAGCAUACCCUUUGUGUAGCACCUGUCCAGUCCUCAACCAAUGCUAUCACAGUGAAGCUCUUUAAAUUUAAGUGGUGGGUGAGUGUUGAGGAGAGACUGCCUUGGGGGCAGAGAAAAGGGGAUGCUGCAUCUUCUUCCUCACCUCCAGCUCUCUCACCUCGGGUUGCCUUGCACACUGGGCUCCGCCUAACCACUCGGGCUGGGCAGUGCUGGCACACAUUGCCGCCUUUUCUCAUUGGGUCCAGCAAUUGAGCAGAGGGUUGGGGGAUUGUUUCCUCCACAAUGUAGCAAAUUCUCAGGAAAAUACAGUCCAUAUCUUCCUCUCAGCUCUUCCAGUCACCAAAUACUUACGUGGCUCCUUUGUCCAGGACAUAAAACACCGUGGACAACACCUAAUUAAAAGCCUACAAAACUGCUUACUGACAGUUUUGAAUGUGAGACAUUUGUGUAAUUUAAAUGUAAGGUACAGGUCUUAAUUUCUUCUAUUAAGUUUCUUCUAUUUUUAUUUAAACGAAGAAAAUAAUUUUCAGGUUUAAUUGGAAUAAACGAAUACUUCCCAAAAGACUAUAUACCCUGAAAAUUAUAUUUUUGUUAAUUGUAAACAACUUUUAAAAAAUGGUUAUUAUCCUUUUCUCUACCUAAAAUUAUGGGAAAUCUUAGCAUAAUGACAAUUAUUUAUACUUUUUAAAUAAAUGGUACUUGCUGGAUCCACACUAACAUCUUUGCUAACAUUCCCAUUGUUUCUUCCAACUUCACUCCUACACUACAUCCUCCAUCCUCUUUCUAGUCUUUUAUCUAUAAUAUGCAACCUAAAAUAAAAGUGGUGGUGUCUCCAUUCAUUCUUCUUCUUCCUUUUUUCCCCAAGCCUGGUCUUCAAAAGGUUGGGUAAUUUAGUAGCUGAGUUCCCUAGGUAGAAAUAGAACUAUUAGGGACAUUGGGGUUGUAGGAAAGCGUGAGGCCUGUCACCAGUUGUUCUUAUAGAUCGCUAAGUCUUUGCACAGAUUAGAAGUACAGCCUAGCCACAGCUUCCCAUAGCCUUUACUCAAGGCGAUAGAAAGUCACUGUAGUUGUAAAGAAAAUAACUGCAUGUGUUAAUGGCCAGCACCUCUCCUAUCCAGGAAGCUUGAAUCUCCAGGAUUUAAAGAUGCAAAUUAAAGGAUAUGUACUUAGCAACUUCAAGUCAAGAACUUCAAAACACACACACACACACACACACACACACACACACACACACAUAUACUUUCAAAUCUAAAAUAAAAUGGAAUUUUGAGUUAUUUUUAAAUUUCAAAUUAUAAUUGAUACCACUAUGUGUUUAAGCGUACUCAGAGCAGUUAGAUGAAUUUUGCUAAACUCAUUGCCAGAUGGUGGUGAUAGUGGUGUGCGCCUUUAAUCCAAGCAACUCAGGAGGCAGAAGCAGGUGGAUCUCUGAAUACAAGGCCCACCUGGUCUGCAGAGUAGUUCCAGGACAAGACUACACACAAACAAAAACACUAUCUCGAAAAAAACAAAAUUAAUUAAUUGAUAAUAAAAAGUAAAAACUAAAAUGUCAUCAAAAGAAGACCUACUGAAAGUUUUAUAUAUUCCCAGUAAAUUAGAAAGUGUUCUGAAGUUAUUAAUCAGUUAACAACAGUGUGUUUUUAAGUCUUACAUAAAUAGAGAAAAGUCUUAAAUUUUUUCAAAGCUGAGAAGAUAUUGUGCUUGUUAUGAAAAAUAGCCUCUCCAUGUGAUGUGCCACACAGAAAGGCAUUGUUACCUUCCAAAUGCUUUUUGACAUGGCUUGGCUCCCCUUAUCCAGGAUCAGGUAGAAAGAGCUAGGUUUGGCACAGAUACACAUUUAGGUCUUGCUGAGUAGUGAGAGCCUUCAAGGGUUGCCAUGUUGGAGGCCACCUCGGUGCUGGAGGACAGGGCCAGCACUUAGAGAGGGAACUUAGCAUGUGAGUGGUCCAGACAAAAUGUAAAGGGACAGACUUCCUCCUUCCUCUCAUUUCAGUAGAGGGUGACGUCUCACUUGAAAAGGGAAAGCAGAGUUGAUACUAAAUGAAGCUGUGCCCAGAAACCAGGCUCAGGGUAUGGAGAGGGUUGGUUUUGUUUUGUUUUGUUUUUUAAAUAGAGACUAUAAAAGAUAGAAAUUAAUAUUUAAACCUUAUUUCCUAUCAAAUAGUUUAUUUCUUAUCGUUUACAAACAACAUAAAAAGAGUUUCUUUUGUGGGUUUUAUUGGUUUUGGUUUUAGACUGCAGAUAAUCUUAUUGAGCUCCUAAGAAAAUACAAGGAAGUCUUGGUCCUUGUUUGUGCAGAGCACUUUAUGGGUGACUGUAUAGACAGAAUGUGGCUGCUUCACUCCUGGAAGGCUACAGCUGCCAGGCCUUGAAGUGCCUGCAGUGCCUCCUGACAUCUGUUUUGUUUAGAGUGAAGUCUUUGAAAGGUUUGAGUAUAACUAUAUAGAACUGUUUCUAUUUAAAUAAAUAGUAUUCCUGAUGGGCUUUUUCACUAUUCAGCUACAGGACCCAAACUCUACUACUGAGAUAUUAUUAACCUCAAAAUGUAGUUUAGUUUAUAGAAGGAAUUUGCAAAUAGAAUAUCCAGUGUGAUAGCAUCUGUACUUAAGUGCAUCUUCAACGAAGAUUCUCUGUAACUUGUCAGAUUCUGGCUCCUGAACAGCCCAUUUCUAUAUUUGAGGUUGGGAAAGGCAUGAGGAAACAUGCUAAAGACAGUGGGAUACAGACUGUGUGCUAGAUUGAUGAUGGUAUUCUGUAAAGAUGUGGUUUAAGACUUAAGCACUGUCAACCAGAAACCUUGUAGAGACUUCCUGUCUUGGUGCAGCCCCGCCCCUUUUAUCACGUGAUGUCUUGUGCUUGUCAGGCACUGUCAGAGCUGCUGUUCAUCCCUCUGUAGAUCUCACCUGUCCCUCUGCACACCCACCUCCAGCCUUUUGCAAACCUCAGCGUCUAGCUUUAGUUGGAAACACAGUUCAGGGUUCAGGUGACCUCUUCAAAAAAACUACCUCCUCAGAAUGAGGUAAUGAAUAGUUAUUUAUCUUAGAGUAUGAAAAGUCAGGAGCUCUAGAACAUGAAGGUGAUUUACAAUUUUAACUUUUAUGUGUACUUGUCGUUGAGCACUCGUUUUUGUCCUAAAGGGCAUUAUACAUUUAAGCAGUGAUACUGUUAGUAUCUGUUGUUGGAAUUGGUGCCAGAGACUGCCCAGCUAAGAGGGUAGAAGAAUACCCUUUUUUCCUAAGAUUCUCUUCUUUGUCCAUGUUGGCACUGUUAGUACUAAUAUAUCAGCACCUUGGCCAGCAGAUGUCAACCAAUAAGCUGUUUAUAAAACCACAGCCGGAGGAGACAUGGGGAGCUCACUGAGUACACAUGGGGAGCUCACUCUGAGUAGAGACAGCAGGAAGCUUACAGGAGUGAAGCAGUGUAGGGAGGCUCUAGAAAAAUAUCGUGACAAUUUGCCAAAUGUUCUUACUGUGCCUUCAUGAUGCAAUAAAAAAGCUAGCAUUUUAGCAGAAAUCAGUGAUUUGUGAAGAGAAUGGCCAGUCUGGUUUAACUCAGCUGUGAUAAUAUUUUUUAGAGUGCAGUGCAAUUUAGACUGGGAAGAAAAAUGCACUAAAGAAUUUAUAGCCAAUUCACAUUUAAAAAAAAUAAGAAAAUGGUAAAUUUUCAGUGAAAUAUUUUUUUAAAGCACAUAACCCCUAGUAUAGCCAGAAAUAUUUACCACAUAGAGCAACUAGACUGAAAAUACAGUUAAGUGACAUUUCUAGAGAAACUUUUUCUACUCCCAUAGGCUCUUCAAAGCAUGGAACUUUUAUAUAAAAUGUUUGACCUUUUAAGAUGCUGCUGUAGUUUAGUUUUGAAAUAGUGUGUGCUGGGCAGCAACCGUGUACUAACUCAAUGAGAAAAAGACAAGUGUGGAUCUGAUCUGUUUUCAGAGAAAUGCUGCCAACCUAGACACUGAGCUUUCAGAGCGUCAAGUGUGAACUUGCCUCCCAAGUCCUGUUUGCAAAUGGAGUUGGCUAGUGCUGUUGACUGCUCUGGUGCAUGAUGGAAGGCAGGGGUGUCCCUCAAGUGUCUUUAUACAGGGACGUUGGAAUGUGAGAGACCUGGCAGUGUGUGGACGCUGGACACUCCAUGCUAUGGCACUUGCAUCUCUGUCCUCACCAUCCCCAAGGAACUCCGUGUGCUUUCCCCAGUUAUCCUUCAGCUGUUUCCCUCAGACACCAAGGUGAAUUACUAAUGCCAGAAGCAGCUGAAAGGGCCAGCAUAUUUGUGUGGUGGACCAGUUCAUGGGACAAUAACUUCAAUAGUUUCAGAUAACUUAUUUUUACUUCCAUUUUGACAGAGACAUUUAAAUGGAAACUUAGUCCUAACUUUUGUCAUUUGAAAGGAAAAAUUAACAGUUCCUAUAAGGUACUUUUGAGAUAGAAUCUGACGUCCUCAUUUUUUUUCUUUUCACUGGGCUUGCACCAAGGGCCUUGUAUGCACUAGGCAAGGGUUCUACCACUAAGCCACAUUUCCCAGUAUAAAAUGUUAACAGUUAAAACAUACACACACAAUCGUAAAUACACAAACAUUAACACCUUAGUAAAGUGAGAAGUGUGGGUCCUUUCAGUCUCCACCAUUCCAACUGUCCCUUUUAUGAAUUACUCAGUAUCACUAAACCGUUUACUUUAUUUACCUGGUUUGACUAACUGCAGCUAUAUAACCAGUUGUGCAUGAGGACAACAGCCAGUGUGUUGGUUUUUUUGUUUUUUUUUUUUUUUUUUUUUUUGUGGUGCAUUUUUUGUAAAGAAUUCUGUAGAUUGAAGUGCUCUUUGAAAACAGAACUGAAAUAUAUUUAUUCUUGUUAGUAUCAAAAAACAUUUUGUGCAAAUCAUUUGCUUUUCCUGGCAGGCUGAGUACAUUAUCCAGCACCCACAAUUGCUGGUUCCCAUCUCCAGUGUACAUAGGGGAGACAGACAUGAAGGCUGUGUUUACAGAGCUGGAAUGGGGGUUGUGAGUGAGUUACAUAGUUCUAUUGUUGCCUUGGAAAUCACUGUUAUUUUAAGACUGUUGAACCCAUGUGUGUUUGGCUGGGCUGUGAGUUACAUGAAGAAACUGCAAGCUAGCUUAAGCAGACAAAGCUCACAGACUGGGCACAAAUGGAAGAAAAUGGACCAAAAUAAGGCAGGGUGACACUUAAAUCUAGGGCCUCAGAGAAAACUGAAGGAGGGAGAUUAGCUGUAAUCACCGGAAUACAAUGCAAGAGUGCAAUAAUGUGCUUAUUCUAAGCUGUGAACUUUUUAAACCAUUCCUUUCUAAUGCGUUUAUGUGUGUUCCGUUGCUGACUAGGACCAGCUUUGUGAGCAUAUGCCUUCUUAGUUAACUUCCAGUCUAAGUAGCUAGCCUUGAUGUCUUAUUUAUCUUCAUUUUGUAUUAGUUUACAUACCAGGUGUGUGUGUGUGUGUGUGUUUGUGUGUGUGUGUGUGUUUGUGUGUGUGUGUGUGUGUGUGUGUGUGUGUGUGUGUGUGUGUGUGUGUGUGUGCGCGCGCGCGCUGUACUCUUCCUCGCUUUAUUUGAAAACACUUUUCACUGGGUCAUCUCCUUGGCCAUUCCACAAUACAACUUUGGCUUGGCUUUCACUGUCACCUUAUGUAACGGAUUGUGUCCUGGUACCAGAAUUUAUGGUGUUCCCAUUGUUGGGUGUCCUUCUGACACUUUGCUUCUACAGCACUUGCCUCUCCUAAGAUAGUCAGUCACACAACUAACUCAUCAGGGGAUGGACUUCACCAUUCAUCAUGUCUCCUCAUUUCUAGUAAAUAGACCAGUCUUGGGCUUUAGACCAGGGAAAAAGAGAACUCUGAGCAUCUACCAAGCCUCACCCUAAAAGGUCUGAGGGCAAGUCUCCAGUGAGGGAGAGGGGAGGAAAUGCUUCAUGUUUGAACUGCAGUGAAUUACUAUGGCUCCUGUUUCACCACCGGAACCCAUGGCAACUCAUACAUUCCUCUUGUCUAUAACUGCCAAAGGUUGGGUUUAUGUCACUUCAGUUCCACUCAAGCAUUGAAAAGGUUCUCAUGGAGUCUGGGGUGUGCCCAGGGAAAAGAUGGGGACUUUUUCAUUAUCCACAGACCUCUCUAUACCUGCUUUGCAAAAAUUAUAAUGGAGUAACUAUUUUUAAAGCUUAUUUUUCAAUUCAUAAGAAAAAGACAUUUAUUUUCAAUCAAAUGGAUGAUGUCUCUUAUCCCUUAUUCCUCAAUGUUUGCUUGGAUUUUUUUCUUCCCUAUACCUACUUCCUAAUUCUUUAGUUCUUACCUGCUCAGGUCCCUUCAUUUGUACUCUGGAGUUUUUCUCAUGUAAAUUUGUAUAAUGGAAAAUAUUGUUCAGUUUGGAUAGAAAGCAUGGAGAAUUAAAUAAAAAAAGAUAGCUGAAAAUCAAAUUGAAGAAAUUUAUUUCUGUGUAAAGUUAUUUAAAAACUCUGUAUUAUAAAAAAAAAAAGGCCCCCAAAAAAGUGCUAUGUAAUUGAUGUGAAUAUGCGAAUACUGCUAUAAUAAAGAUUGACUGCAUGGAGAAA
Messenger RNA from Rattus norvegicus (Norway rat), 13004 nucleotides. NCBI's taxonomy places the organism in Eukaryota, Metazoa, Chordata, Mammalia, Rodentia, Muridae. The record is from RefSeq and is a predicted model, not a curated record.